AACUGACCAGCGGCAAGUAGAGACUGCGAGAGUGUUGGUGUCCAAACGCCGGCCCUCGGACCUGUGGAGGGUCCUCGGUUAUUAGGAUCCGGCCACAAAAUGGGAACUCGUUUUUUUCAUUUUUUUUUAAAUGAGAUUCACCAGAGGUUUGCUGUGAAACUGGAACAAUGCCCGUUUAGAUUCACGGGAUUCACUAUCACAAAAGUUUAUGUCUAGAAACUUAAUGAUAAUCUGCAUUUAGCAUUUUAGCCUUUAUUUUUCACGGAUUUCAACUUGAGUGUUUGGUUGUUUUUUUCGCCAAACUUUGGUUUGAAGCUUUAAUCAAUUGGUCCACUUGUUACCAUGACAACCGUCAAAGGGCCUUUAAAGAUCAAAGAUGUUAAAGAUUCCUUUAUUGUCAUUGUACAUGACAUGACAUGGUACGGCGACGUUCAAGUGCACCGGCAGAAACCGCCACUGUCGUGUACAUAAGUAGCAUGUAGUAUGUAGUAUGUAGUGUUUACAACAUGGAUGCAAGCGGCUCAAGUGGAAAUGACAAGUGUUCUUCUUCAGUAGUGAGCAAGAAGAGAAAUCUCCUCUCAACGGGAAGAGGAAGAAAGAAGGAGCCAGUGAAAGAAGUGAAGAGCGUGCGGCAGCAGAGGCCGAUGCAGCAGGUCUCGUCCGGGAAGCAGAAGGAGGAUGAUGAUGAUGAUGAUGCCGCCGCCGCCACCGCUGCUGCUGCUGCGGGCGGCAGCACCGACACCUCCCGCUGGUCCACCCCCUCCAAAGGGAGCUGCGGCUGCGUCAUCCCACAAUACUCCUCCGACAGCGACGACCAGGCCGACUGCAGGAACCCAGAGGUCGAGACUGCCAACAAGUUGCAAGCAUCCGAACGGUCGGAGAGAAAGAAAGGCAAAAAAAGUGUCGACUGCCGAGAGCCGAAGUUGCCUCCGAUCAAGCCCCAGCAGGGGUCGACCCAGAGGGUCCCGCCCGACAACCUGAUCUGCGUCAGGGAGCUGAAGAACCAGCUGGGCGAGCUGCAGCAGCAGCUGACGGAGGCGCAGAGCGAGAACAAGCUGCUGAAGAGGCUCCAGCAGCGGCACACGGUGGCACUGCAGCGCUUCCAGGACCUGGAGGGCAGCAUUUCAGAGAUCGCCUCCAAGCACAGCAACGAGGCGCGAGUCCUGCGCGCGCUGCUGCGCGACACCCGCACCUGCCGCGACGGCCUGGGCCGGCAGCUGCAGGCCUCGGAGAACACGCUGCUCAACACGAAGGACAAUCUGCAGCACCUGCAGGUCCUGAGCCACGACCACAACCUGCUGGAGAGGGAGGAGCUCACCUGCAUGGUGGACCAGGCCACCGCCGAGCUGGAGGAGAGGGACAGGAGGAUACUGGACUUGGAGAAGAACCUCCACUUGUGCCAAACCUCGUUCAAUCGCCAACUAGUCACCGAGCAGAAGAAGCUCACGGACGAGAGGAGCGUUUCCUGCCACCUACGAGAGCACAUAGUUCAACUCACCCAUGAAGUCCAAGACAGAGGGAGAAAAAUUGAAACACACAAUAUCUACUUCCACAGAUUCCUAGAAAGAAAGGCCAAAAAAGAGAGCAAGAUGGUUCAGACGGAUGAGAUCGAAGAGAGUGCGGAGUCGUUGGAAAUUGAAAAUCCAAAUCCCCUCGACGUGCCUGCAGGAAGGGAAAACAAGAUGGUUCAAACUGAUGAGAUGGAAGAGAAGCCGGAGCAGCAGCAGAUCCAACAUUUUGUAUUUGAGCCGUUGGAAAUUGAGAAGCCAGAGGUUCCAGUGGAAGUCAUUCCAGAAGAAGAGCGCCCCCCGGAGGAUUGUGACGUGUCUGCAGAAAUAUUUGUUUUUCCGACACACAAUGGUGUUUCAGACGAGAGUCCACAACGUGAAGAAGAGGAAGAGUGUACAGAAGAAGAGGAGGAGGAGGAGGAGGAGGAGGAAGAGGAGGAGGAGGAGGAGACACCAGAAGCCCCACCGGUGAUCGCAGAAGAGCCGAAAGCGGAGGAAGACGAAAGCGGGUUAAAGUCUGCGACGAGGUCGGACACGAAGAGCAAAGGGAGCAGCGUCGCCAAGGCCCGGCAAGUGUAUAACUUCACACAGAUCAUCGAGAACCUGCACAAGGGGCGGCCGGCCUACAGCAACUGGGACGCGAGUCCCUGCGAAGGCACCGAGGGCCCGAAGAGGCCGGAGGCCCCCGGCACCGGGGUUUGUCCACUUCCUGCCGUGAACCUGGCGGCGGGGGAACCGUCGGGGGGCGGAGACGCCGGCGAUCAGUGCGAGUGAAGGCCAGAAUGCAGGAGAACCUUCGGCCCCAGUGAGGCUCUUUGAUGGGUUAGUCGAACCUUUGGGUGAACUGUGGAGUUGUAUUGUCGUGGCAGCAGAAUGGGAUUUUCCUCAUGGUUUUUUGUUACAAAUGUUCGUCUGUGAAUAAAUAAUUUUUCGACACAAACACAAAAAA
Molecule: messenger RNA, 2457 nt
Organism: Scophthalmus maximus (turbot)
Lineage: Eukaryota; Metazoa; Chordata; Actinopteri; Pleuronectiformes; Scophthalmidae
Product: lebercilin-like protein
Exons: 11
Coding region: 507-2282 (591 amino acids)
Biological process (GO): intraciliary transport
Cellular component (GO): axoneme
Source: RefSeq, a predicted model, not a curated record